This is a messenger RNA of Lichtheimia ornata, 5712 nucleotides long. RefSeq lists its product as uncharacterized. The coding region runs from base 1 to 5712 and encodes 1903 amino acids. Gene Ontology annotation, molecular function: DNA binding; ATP-dependent chromatin remodeler activity; ATP hydrolysis activity. Lineage: Eukaryota; Fungi; Mucoromycota; Mucoromycetes; Mucorales; Lichtheimiaceae. The transcript has 15 exons. The record is from RefSeq and is a predicted model, not a curated record.
AUGGCGACAAGACUCGAUCGUCUAGUGCUCUUGCUGGACACCGGAUCGACAUCGUCCGUUCGACGUACGGCUGCACAGCAGUUGGGUGAAAUCCAAAAGCAACAUCCCGGUGAACUCUACAAUUUGCUGUCAAGGGUGGUUGUUCAUUUACGCAGCAAAGCUUGGGACACGCGUUGGGCAGCUGGACUUGCACUUGAAUCUAUUGCAUCUCAUGUACCACCUUGGCAACCUGAAGACGAUCCACACACCACCAUUCCACCAGACCAAGAUGAUGCAGUCCACAAGCUUGCAUUCGACCAAUUCGAUCUGGCAUCUGUAUUGGCUCACGGCAAGCUCUUGCUUGGGUCAGCAGGCAAAGAAUACGAUAUCGACUUUUCAGAUAUGACACCUCAAGAACGUCUCGAACUACAACGACGCAACCUCAAAGAACGAUUAGGAUUGACCAGUCAGUUCAUGGAUGUCGAUCUUGUAGAAGACGCUGAUCUCGUCACGAGCAAGAAACAAGGCACCAAAAAACCGAGUCCAUCACCUUCAUCAUCCACCACAUCCACUUCAACAUCAGCAGCAACAGCAGCAGCAGCACCUCCUCCUACACCUGCUGUAACAGAGAUCAACAUGGCCGGUUUAUCAGCACGUGAACGCAACAUGCUCAAGAGGAAAAUGAAGCAAGAUGCUAAAAUGAACAAGAACAAGGAAAAAGUACGUGUUGUUGAUCUCAAAGGCAAAACAACAGCAACCCCCGUCAAAGUCGAGAAGGAAAAGGAUGAAUUUGAGUUGACGGCACAACCCCAAUCCAAUAAGUUUGUGGUGGAAUCCAAAAAACCAUUGCCGUCCGAAGAUACUCAACAAGAUCCAAGGACAUCCGUUGAAUGGCCUUUCAAGAUGGUGUGUGAGCAUUUAUGUAUGGACUUGUUUGAUCCAUCUUGGGAAAUUCGACAUGGUGCUGGUAUUGGUUUGCGUAGCAUUCUCAAAGUCCAUGGUCAAGGAGCUGGUAGACGUGUGGGAUUAUCCAAGGAAGAAAAUGACAAGGCACACAAUGCUUGGCUUGAAGAUGCAGCUAUUCGUUUACUUUGCGUGUUUGCACUUGAUCGAUUUGCCGAUUUCGUAUCCGACCAAGUUGUAUGUCCUGUGCGUGAGACAUGUUCACAGACGUUGGGUGUUGUACUACAAUACAUGGAGCCCAAGGCUGUCAAAAAAGUACACACGACACUGCUUGAUCUCAUCAACCAAGACAGCCCUGCCUUUGGAGGACGAUCAAUUUGGGAAGUACGACAUGCUGGAUUACUUGGAUUGAAGUAUGCAGUGGCAGUACGCAAGGAUCUGGUUGAAAUGCUUGUUGAAGGAACGACGGGUGCUGUCAUUCUUGGUUUACGUGAUCCUGAUGAUGAUGUUCGGGCCGUCAGUGCCGCUACGUUACUUCCCAUCACAGCUGAAUUUGUUCGUAUGAGCAGCGAGGAUCGUAUUCGUGAUGUGAUUACAACACUAUGGGAUUGUUUGAUCGAUCUCAAAGACGACUUGACAGCUUCCACGGGUGCAGUGAUGGAUUUAAUCGCAAAAAUGUUUGAGCAAGCUGGUGUGAUGGAUAUCGUGCGUGCUCGUUGUUCACUUGCAGAGCUGGUGCCACGACUAUACCCCUUCUUCCGUCACACUAUCACAGGCGUACGCAUUGCAGUACUCAACACCAUACUCACGUUCCUUGAAUGCGGCACAGCAUCGGAUUGGCUUGAUGAACGCGUCUAUCGUCUCGUAUUCCAGAACCUUGUUGUCGAAGAGAAACCACCCAUAUUGGAAAAGACAUUGGCUGUAUGGCGUGAUUUGACUAUUGGCGGUCGUGUUGACAACCAGCUUGUACUUGCGGGCACACAAAAUUGGCUUGGUAGCUGGUUUGAGGUUGCUAUGACACCUAUUGGACAACCAUUGGAUGUAGCUACGCACUUUUACAAACCACCUGGUGCUUUUGGUCUUGGUGGUCAAGUGACAAUCGACAGCGUUAGCAGCAACAAAAAGAACACUACCACCAAAAAGGGAAAGAAUGGCAACAAGUCUACCAGCGAUGUGCGAAGUUCCGAAGAAAGCGGUGCUGGUGGUGAUACGAGCCACAAUUUGGAUGCUGGAAUGAUUGCACAAGACUUUUCAUUGAUCACCACGGAGCAAGUGAUGCGUUGUCGUGUAGCAUGUGCUGCAGCAUUAGGCAUGGCGAUGAGCAUGUGGCCUGAUGAAUCCAUGGAAAUGUCCUAUCAAGAAGUUCUCCUCACGUUGAUCACUUCUCAAUGGGCUAUCAAACGCCAACUUGGUGCCAUGGCGGUUGAAGAAUGGGCAAAGGCCGUCUUAAAGACCCGAUACAAUGCUUCUUGUGUAAGCGAUGCUCCUGGAGACGCCUUGUUAGCCACACAACACAAGUUCCCUCAUACUUUGUCACAAGCCAUGAUUGCCAGCCUUGAAACAGGCAUGACUCAACCCGCCAGCUUUUACUUUGAAUUGGUGCAUGUGCUUAAACGUAUCCGUGGAGAGUGUCAAGCCAUGUUGAAUGGAUUUGUUGAUGCUGGUAUCCAAUCUUCCUCGCUACCCGCACUUCCUACCAUGGUCAUUGGUGAAGUCAUGCCUGGUCAAGAUAUUCAAGCAUUCACUAUCGAGACAGCAAGCGCACUUGUGAGUGAUACAUACAAUGCACUUGUUGCUCGUAUCCCUCGUGGCAAAGGACGUGCUGCUAUCUUGGAUGGUCUCGAGGAACGACAAAAGCGUGUGGUUGCCUCUAUUGGAUAUUAUGAAGAGCUCAAGCAAAAAGUCGAGAUCCAUGUUUACGCAAGCACAGCAGGUGCCGUGGUCGAACUUGGCGAAUUACCUGCCAAAUUGAAUCCAAUUAUUCGCAGCGUCAUGAAUAGUAUCAAGUUUGAAGAGAAUGCUGAUCUACAAGGUCGAUCAGCAAGUACGCUUGCCGAUUUGAUAGCCCUUUGCGCCCGCAAUACUGGACGUGUCAACCCCACCGAUAAGAUUGUCAAGAAUCUUUGCACGUUUCUUUGUUCCGAUACAACCAAAACACCUGUGCUUGAAGAGAAUCAGACACAAGCCGGCAUUUUAUCUGUACAACGAGACGACAACAAUAGCAAGACCGGCAACAAUGGCGCCAAAGAUGCUGCAGCAAACUUGACACCAGCACAAAAGGAGGCUCAAUUGAUGAAGCGUGGUGCUGAAACUGCAUUGCGUGAAUUGUGCAACAAGUUUGGUGGUCGGGUGUUUGAUAUUGUACCCAAACUUUGGGAGUGCCUAUCCGCCAAGUUACAAGAGGUCUUUAGCCAAGAUCAAGCCAAUCGCGGCGUACCCAAUGCAGAUGCCAUUAUUCAAGCCAAUCUGAAUGUGGGCCAAGAAGUGAUUGAUACAUUGACGGUGAUGACCACAGUGGUGCCAUACCUAUCCAAAGACUUGUGGAAGAAUGUGAUACAAAUGGUGCCUAUGAUUUGCAAGGGGCUUCAAUCGUGCUACGAGCUUGUACGACAUGUCAGUGCAACUUGCCUAGCAACCAUCGCCAACACCAUCACAACCGAAGCCAUGGAGAUCAUUAUUGAAAACGUCCUUCCUUUGCUUGGUGAUUCAGUUAAUGUGGUCCAUCGACAAGGUGCAGCGGAGCUCGUCUACCAUAUUAUUCAGUUGUUGGAUACCAAGAUCCUCCCAUACACCAUCUUCCUUAUUGUACCAGUACUUGGUCGCAUGAGUGAUCCCGAUGAUGCCGUACGCUUGAUAUGCACCAAUUGCUUUGCCUUGUUGAUUCGACUUGUGCCAUUAGAAGCUGGUAUACCGGAUCCCCCUGGCAUGUCAGCCGAGAUGCUCGCCUAUCGUGAUGAAGAACGCAAAUUCCUAUCGCAGCUUUUGGAUAGCUCCAAAGUUGAGAACUUUGAAAUCCCUGUCAAGAUCAAGGCCGAGCUUCGUAAAUAUCAACAAGAAGGUGUCAAUUGGUUGGCAUUCCUCAACAAGUUCCAAUUGCAUGGCAUUUUGUGUGAUGAUAUGGGUCUUGGUAAAACGCUGCAAUCCAUUUGUAUUUUGGCAAGUGACCAUUUCAUGCGUGCACAAAAGUAUGCUGCAACACAAGCACCCGAUGCCGUACCAUGUCCUUCACUUGUUAUAUGUCCACCCACACUCACAGGCCAUUGGUAUCACGAAGUACGCAAUUACUCGGAGAAUCUCAAACCAUUGCUAUACACUGGUGGCCCGGCUGAACGGAAACGGUUACGGGCUAGCAUCAAGAAUCAUGACAUCGUUAUCAUGUCCUACGACAUUAUCCGCAACGACAUUGACGAUUUAUCCCGCAUCCACUGGAACUAUUGUAUUCUCGAUGAAGGCCACAUUAUCAAGAAUGCGAAGACCAAGAUUACAAAAGCCAUCAAGACUUUACAAUCCAAUCAUCGUCUCAUCCUUUCAGGCACACCAAUACAGAACAAUGUGCUGGAAUUAUGGUCAUUAUUCGACUUUUUGAUGCCUGGUUUCCUUGGUUCAGAAAAGGUCUUUAAUGAGCGAUUUGGCAAACCGAUCCUUGCGAGUCGUGAUAGCAAGAGCUCUUCAAAGGAACAGGAAGCUGGUGCCCUGGCAUUGGAGGCUCUCCACAAACAAGUAUUACCAUUCUUACUUCGCCGACUCAAAGAGGAUGUGCUUCACGAUUUACCACCCAAAAUUAUACAAGACUAUUACAGUGAGCUUAGCGAUCUACAGAAAACUUUGUAUGAGGAAUUUGCAAAGUCUCAGACUAAGCAUGCUGUGGAACAAGAUCUUGAGGAAGAACAACCAGCGGCGGAGGGUGGUGGUGGCAAGUCAGCAACACACAUUUUCCAAGCUUUACAAUAUCUCCGGAAGCUGUGUAAUCAUCCACUGCUUGUGCUGAAUGAGAAACAUCCGAGCUACGCCAAGGUGCAAGGCAACCUUGCGCGCACAGGCACAUCUUUGCACGACAUCCAGAAUGCACCAAAGCUGCAAGCUCUCAAGCAGUUGCUUGGCGAAUGUGGUAUCGGGGCUACGACAACAGAAUCAGAAAGCGAUCCAGCAGCCAUGGCAGCGGGUGCUGUUAGUCAACAUCGAGCACUUGUAUUUUGUCAACUUAAGACGAUGUUGGAUAUCAUUGAAAAUGAUUUGUUCAAAAAGUUGAUGCCAACAGUGAGCUACAUGCGAUUGGAUGGUUCUGUGGACGCGAGUAAACGACACGACAUUGUACAAAAGUUCAACGCGGAUCCUUCGAUCGACGUGUUGCUAUUGACGACACACGUGGGUGGGUUGGGAUUGAAUCUGACAGGUGCCGAUACCGUCAUCUUUGUGGAACAUGACUGGAAUCCAAUGAAGGACUUGCAAGCUAUGGAUCGAGCACAUCGUCUUGGCCAGAAAAAGGUUGUCAACGUUUAUCGUCUCAUCACGCGUGGCACGCUCGAAGAAAAGAUCAUGGGUCUACAAAAAUUCAAGCUCAACAUUGCCAAUACCAUUGUCAAUCAGCAAAACUCGGGUCUCCAGAGCAUGGAUACGGAUCAAAUUCUCGAUUUAUUCAGUGUUGCAGGUGAUGAGAGCUCUUCCACCAACAAGAAGAAACGAAAGGAGGGUGCAGCAGCAGCAGCAAGUACAGCUGAUGUUGGUGAUGGCAAGGCCAAGGCAGUGAUUGAAAAUCUCGAGAAUCUUUGGGAAGAAAAGGACUACGAGGAAGAAUACAACAUUGACAACUUCAUUAGUGGUCUCAAGUAG